Molecule: messenger RNA, 2277 nt
Organism: Mytilus californianus (California mussel)
Lineage: Eukaryota; Metazoa; Mollusca; Bivalvia; Mytilida; Mytilidae
Product: collagen alpha-1(XII) chain-like
Exons: 13
Coding region: 1-2007 (668 amino acids)
Source: RefSeq, a predicted model, not a curated record
AUGCGAUUUUUAAACUCCUUAUAUUUUUCAUUAACAGCCUGCCAUGACAGGGUAGAUUUAGUUUUCCUAUUAGAUGCCUCAGGGUCAGUAGAACUGGCUAAUUUCAACAAGGAAAAAGAUUUUAUUGCUCAGUCUAUAUCACGAUUUGUUAUUAGCCCAAAGGAUGCGCAGGUUAGUGUUGUUACGUUCUCUAACCAACCUGCCAAUGCAUUCAACUUGAACCAAUACCAGAACAAAGCUUCAAUAGUGUCUGGAGUUAAUCAAAUACCUUACGUAGCCGGAGGAACAUAUACAAGCUCAGCGUUAGCCUACGUCAGAGAAAACAGUUUUACUCCAGGAGCAGGGGACAGACCAAAUGCACGCAAUGUUCUUGUUGUGAUGACGGACGGAAAAUCAACUGAUCCCAUGCAGACUGUUCUCGAAGCGGCAAAACUGAAACAAUCAAAUAUUACAACAAUUGCACUAGGGAUAGGAAGUGGGGUUGAUCAACAGGAGCUCAACACUAUUGCUUCAUCAUCAGCAUAUGUUUUGAACGUUAACGACUUUGAUGCCCUUAGACUUGUGUAUGGUGCUAUUCAUGAAAUAAGUUGCAUCAUCGAUCAAACUACAACUCCAAUUCCAACGACAACUCCUAUUCCAACUACAACACAAGAGCCUAAGACACAGGAACCAGGAACAAAAGAACCAACCACACAGGAGCCAACUACUAAAGAGCCAGCUACACCCCAACCAACACCUGUAGUGUGCCGUGACAAGGCAGAUCUUGUUUAUCUCCUAGACUCAUCAGGUUCAGUUGGAAUUGGUAAUUUUAAGAAAGAGCAAAACUUUAUUUCACAGUCCUUGUCCCGGUUUGUUAUAGGACCAAAUGACACACAAGUCAGUGUUGCAAUGUUUUCAAAUGAACCAGUAAGUGCUUUUAACCUGAGCGAUUACCAAGACAAAUCUUCUAUUGUUACUGCAGUUAAUAACAUGACCUAUAUAGCAGGGGGUACUUAUACCAGUUCAGCUCUUGCAUUUAUCAGAGAUAUCAGCUUCUCACCCGAGGCUGGCGGUCGGCCAGACGCACGUAAUGUCUUAGUUGUAAUAACUGAUGGAAGAUCAACUGAUCCUGCACAAACUAUCAAGGAGGCUAACUCCCUACAUAAGACGAAUAUAUCUGUCAUAGCAGUAGGCAUUGGAAGCGGAGUGGACAAGAAUGAGCUCAAUGUAAUUGCAACUGAUCCACAAUACGUUUUAAAUGUUGAUGAUUUCAAUGCAUUGAAAAGGAUUUAUGGUUCAGUUCACGCACUGGCAUGUAAAAUUAUUAAUAAUGUUUCUGGUGCCGGAACAGGAUCUUCUGUUGGCAAAGUUACAACUGCUAAACCUGGAGGCGGUAGUACAACUUCUUCAAGCGGCGGUGCAACUUCUGGUGUCUCUGGUGGUGUUUCUUCCGGAACUGGUACUGGAAUUGGUGGUGUUGGUGGAUCUACUAGCAAUCCGGUAACUGCCACAUCUGGAGGUAAAACUCCUCUUCCCCAAGCUGGAUUAACACCUGACACAUUAACACCAGACAAUUUUACAGAUUACAAUCAUACGGACUGUAGAGAUUUAAUCAACUGUCGCCCGUAUAUGAAAGAAGAGAUUUGCCCAGAUAGUAGUAGUUACCAUCCUUGGGCAAGUGUUAGAUGCAGGGCAUUUUGUGGUUUUUGUAAUGUCAAUACAACAUCGCCACCAUGUGUAGACAAAAUAUCAAACUGUGAUGAGUAUGACGCAGAUCUUUGCACAAACCCAUUAUACAGGCUUUUUAGGGAGGAUAACUGCGAACUGUUUUGUGGACUUUGCAAACCACCAAUCAAUACAACACCACCACAUUGCGUAGACCAAGUAACAAACUGUAAUGAGUAUGACGAAGCAAUACAUGAAUUUUGCUCAGACCCAUUACACAGGCCCUUUACAGAAACCACUUGUCCACUGUAUUGUGGAUUUUGCAUAACAGUAGAUUCGAGUGCUAGACAACCACCACGAUGAAGAAGAAGACAUUUUUUUCUCCUCUGAUGCUUACCAAACAUUUAUCUAAUAGUAAAUACAGAAUUUGAAUUAACACAAUAUUGUCUGAAUGUGAGCCAUAUCACAUACUUUUUAAAAUAAAUUUUCGGUCGAAAAUUUUCAAAAAACUUUUACCAUGUUAAGAGAAUACUGGUUACCCGCGGUAUUGAAUACUGCCGGGAGAUACUCGUUUAUAUUAAUUUAAACAAUGCCAAUUCUACAUGUUCUAGAUUGUAAAAUAAUAACGCAUAU